This is a messenger RNA of Pogona vitticeps (central bearded dragon), 2691 nucleotides long. The record is from RefSeq and is a predicted model, not a curated record. Lineage: Eukaryota; Metazoa; Chordata; Lepidosauria; Squamata; Agamidae.
UUGUUCCUGCUUAAUCUGGCGUUCUAAUUAGCAUGGGCCCUGUGUAGAUAAACUUGGAGCCUAUAGAUUGCACUCCCAUACGUCUGAAGAAGCGGACCAUCAUCUCAUGGCAGACAAGAACAGCAUCUUGAAAUGCACUUUCUCUGCGCCAAGUCACAGCGCCACGCUUCUGCACGGCCUGGCAUCUCUCCGGGCGCAGGCCCAGCUGCUUGACGUCAUCCUCACCAUCAACAACGAGGUGUUUCAGGUCCACAAAGUUGUCUUGGCUGCAUGCAGUGAUUACUUCAGGGCCAUGUUCACCGGCGGGAUGAGAGAAGCCAGCCAAGAUGUGAUUGAGCUGAAAGGGGUCUCCUCCAAGGGCCUGAAGCACAUCAUAGAGUUUGCCUACACCGCUGAGGUGACUCUGGACCUGGACUGCAUUCAGGAUGUGCUGGGGGCCGCCGUCUUCCUGCAGAUGGUGCCGGUGGUGGAGCUGUGUGAGGAGUUUCUGAAGUCCGCCAUGAGCGUCGAGACUUGCCUCAACAUCGGGCAGAUGGCCACCACCUUCAGCCUAGCCUCCCUGAAGGAGUCGGUGGAUUCCUUCACCUUCCGACAUUUCCUCCAAAUUUCUGAGGAAGAAGACUUCCUCCACCUGCCGUUGGAGCGACUGGUCUUCUUCCUCCAGAGCAACAAGCUCAAGAGCUGCGGCGAGAUCGACCUCUUCCGGGCCGCCAUCCGCUGGUUGCAGUAUGACCCCGCGCGGCGCCGGAACGCCAGCCAGGUCCUCUGCCACAUCCGCUUCCCGCUCAUGAAGUCCUCCGAGCUGGUGGACAACGUCCAGACCUUGGACAUCAUGGUGGAGGACGUCCUCUGCCGGCAGUACCUCCUGGAGGCCUUCAACUACCAGAUCCUGCCUUUCCGGCAGCAUGAGAUGCAGUCUCCCCGGACCGCCAUCCGCUCGGACGUCUUCUCCCUCGUCACGUUCGGCGGCACCCCCUACACUGAUAACGACCGGACCGUGAGCGGCAAGGUCUACUACCUGCCAGACGGCCACACGCGGCAGUUCAAGGAGCUGACGGAGAUGGAGGUGGGGAGCAGCCACACCUGCGUGGCCGCCUUGGACAAUUUCGUGUACGUGGUGGGGGGCCAGCACCUACAGUACCGCAGCGGCGAGGGGGCGGUGGACCUCUGCUACCGCUAUGACCCCCACCUGAACCAGUGGCUGCGCAUCCAGCCCAUGCAGGAGAGCCGGAUCCAGUUCCAGCUGAAUGUUCUUCACGGCCUGGUUUAUGCCACCGGGGGCAGGAACCGGUCAGGCAGCUUGGCCUCGGUGGAGAGGUACUGCCCCAAGACCAACGAGUGGGGCUACGUCUGCUCCCUCAAACGCAGGACGUGGGGUCAUGCCGGGGCCACCUUGGGCGGCAAGCUGUACAUCUCGGGGGGCUACGGGAUCUCGGUGGAGGACAAAAAGGCCUUGCAUUGCUACGAUCCUGCCCUGGACCAGUGGGAGUUCAAAGCCCCCAUGAACGAACCGCGGGUCCUCCACGCCAUGGUGAGCGCCAACAACCGGAUCUACGCCCUCGGAGGCCGCAUGGACCACGUGGACCGCUGCUUUGACGUGUUGGCCGUUGAGUAUUACGUGCCAGAAGCCAACCAGUGGACCACCGUCAGCCCCAUGCGGGCGGGACAGUCCGAGGCCGGUUGUUGCUUGUUGGAGAAGAAGAUUUACAUUGUGGGGGGUUACAACUGGCACCUGAACAAUGUCACCAGCAUCGUGCAGGUGUAUAACACGGAGACGGAUGAGUGGGAGAGGGAUCUUCAUUUCCCAGAAUCCUUUGCGGGCAUCGCUUGCGUGGCGGUCAUUCUCCCACAGAGCACAGCCCGGAGGUGACCACGGGCGAGAGGCCUCUGAUCUUCUCAACCUCUGCACCUUCUUGUCUACCCUGCCCUGAAAAUUAAAGCCCCCAUGUCCAGGGUAGGCGAAAGAUCUCGUUGAGCUACCUUUCGGUCAUCUUUAUUUCUUAACAAUGGGGUGCUCCAUCCCUCCAUUGGGGGUGGGAGAGGAGCCAGAGAAUAUUAUAAGGAGGUUUGAACCCGAGGAUGGGGAUUUCUCCCGAGAAGGAAGGGGUGGUGCUCCCUAACAGAAUCUGUUCCCAAACGUUCAUGCGUCCUGCAGAUGUUAAGUAAUUGCUUUCCCCCCUCAUUUCAUCCCCCAUCUUACAUUCGCAACCCUCAGAGGAUUUUGACUGCACCCCAAAGCGUUGUUAACAUGUGAUUUCGUGGCAACUGGGCUGUUAAAGAAAAUGGGAACAAAAUCGGGAAAAGUAAAAAAUGUCUCAAACUUCCCAAAAGCAAUAAGAGGAAUUAUUGCGGGGGGUGGGGUGGGCGGACGGGGGAUCGACUCUAAGGAGAUGAACUAUGUAUGAUCUCAUGCAGGCAUGUGUUCACGUUUCCUGGAAAAAAGCACAGUUUAAAUGCAUGUGUACUGCACACCUGUUUGCUUUCUCUGUUUUUGUCUUCGAAAACUGCAAACCGUCUCUGCCUGUCUGAACGUUCAGGAAGAUCCUGGCCAUUUUCCUCUUUCCCUCCAGAAAAUCCAACAGUGCCUUUGACUCUGAACUGGGGGAGCAAACUGGGACCCAUUUUCUCAUUUUAAAAGUGUUGCUGUUCGUUCAGUGUUCACGAGAAUGGAAUUAUACUGUUUAAAAUUUG